This is a messenger RNA of Calypte anna (Anna's hummingbird), 556 nucleotides long. RefSeq names its product NADH:ubiquinone oxidoreductase subunit A5 (gene NDUFA5). The record is from RefSeq and is a predicted model, not a curated record. Lineage: Eukaryota; Metazoa; Chordata; Aves; Apodiformes; Trochilidae. Bases 109 to 459 code for a protein of 116 amino acids. The transcript is spliced from 5 exons. Gene Ontology annotation, biological process: respiratory electron transport chain.
GGGCCUGAGGCCCGGGGACGCACGCGCAGCCCCGCGCCCUUAGCCGUGCCCUCCGAGCCCGGCGGUGCCCGGGGUGUCCGGCGGAGAGGCGCGGAGCGCAGCGCAGCCAUGGCGGGGGCGCUGAGGAGGACCACGGGGCUGGUAGGAUUGGCUGUAGCUGAUAACCCUCAUGAGCGACUGCGGAUACUGUACACAAAGAUCCUUGGUGUCCUGGAAAACAUUCCCAAAGAUGCAGCAUAUAGGAAAUACACUGAGCAGAUUGUAAAUCAGCGGUUUAAUUUGGUGAAAAAUGAGACUGAUGUGCAAAAACUAGAGGACAAACUGAAUGGUGGUCGCAUAGAAGAAGUCAUUGUACAGGCUGAAAAUGAGCUUUCCCUGGCAAGAAAAAUGAUACAGUGGAAACCAUGGGAGCAUCUGGUUGAAGAACCUCCAUCUGACCAGUGGAGAUGGCCAGUAUAAUUUUGAAAAUGGUGUCACCUCUGGAAAAUAAAAAUUAAAAAAAUAGAAUUAUUAAUCUAUUGUUACUAGUUGUGUUUAAAUUAAAGAUUAUAACUUC